CUUUUAUGUUGACGUAUCCGUCGGAGAAUGUUUCGGCACGUCAGUACACGUAAUCUAAGUGUGUGUUGUGUAUUGCUGCUCGGUAACCUCUGACCUUAGAGCCCGUUUUGCUGAGCUGACAUUUUCCGUGUCUGUCAGCGUUAAACCCCGGGGGAGAAAUGGGCACUUAUUGCGACUGAACCCACCAUGAAGUAUCGAUCACAUUAUGAGAGAAGACGAAUUGACGUGAAUGAUUUAGAAGACAAAAAGGCUCCUACCAUGCAAUCCAGCUCUGGAUUUGUUCUCCAUCAAUCUGGAAAUUGUGAUAGUUCUACAGACUCUACUUCUCUUCCUGCCACCCGACUCCCAACAGAUGGUUCUUCCAGUACUGGAGAUGUUAACAUAGAGAUACACCCAUCUAAUUCUGAUGGCGGGGCAAGGUCAGGUUCAAGGCACACCAGAUCGAACAUUCAUGGACGUUCACAGAACCGGCAUGGUCAUACCCAUUCCCACACCCAUGAUUCUAGUGGAUCAGAAGACUCUAAUAAUGCAGACUCUAGAGAGCAGAGCAGCUCUGUAUCUGAGUUUCGUCACAUUAUUCAUUGGUUACAGAAAAGUCUUCCGUAUAUCUUAAUCCUCUGUGCCAAGCUUAUUGUUCAGCACACCAAAGGCAUUUCUGUUGGAAUUGGCCUGCUAACAACUUUUCUGUAUGCAAACAAAUGCAUUGUAAAUCAGGUUUUUCUAAGAGAUAAAUAUUCCAAGUUGCAAUGUAUUUGGCUCUUAGUAUUUCUUACAUCCUCCUCCAUCCUCUUGUAUUAUACAUUCUACCCUCAGGCACUUUAUUACAGCUUAAUAUUCUUGAAUCCAACAAUUGGACCUCUACAGUUUUGGGAUGUUUUGUGGGUCGUGGGGAUUACAAGCUUUGUUGUGAAGUUUAUCUUCAUGAGUCUUAAAUGCCUGGUUCUGCUGGUGCCUUCUUUUGUAAUGUCUUAUAAAUGCAAGGGCUACUGGCACAUGUGUUUAGAAGAGUGUGCUCAGUAUUAUUGCAGCCUUGUUCCAGUACCGGUUUGGUUCCGUUAUCUGUCUGAUUAUGGUGAUCAAGAUCGUGGAACUGGUUGGCAUUUUGGAGUAUUAUUGGCUCUACUCUACAUUGUAUUGAAACUUUUUGUAUCUUUUGGACAGUGGAAAACCUUACCUAAGAUGUUACAACUCUUUUGUACUCAACCAACUUAUGGAGUUGCAGCAACCAAGAGACAGUGUUCAGAAGUUAAUGAUAUCUGCUCAAUCUGUCAAACUGAAUUUACAAAGCCAAUUGUUCUCUUAUGCCAGCACAUUUUCUGUGAAGAAUGCAUUUCAUUAUGGUUCAACAGAGAAAAAACCUGCCCCCUAUGCCGGACUGUUAUUUCUGAUCACAUUUACAAGUGGAAUGAUGGAGCUACAAGUCUUCAACUGCAGCUGUUUUAGACCAUGUUGUCGCAAAAAAAAAAAAAAAAACUAUUUAAAAAUGUAUACUGCAAAGAUACUUAUUUUAGCAAUAAACUAAUUUUAUACAAAAGAAUAUAGCAAUUUUGCUACAAUUUCAGGGAAAUAAAGUAUUGAAUGGCUAUAUUGUAAUGUGAUUGUAAAGGGAUUUUCAUAGUAUAUAUUUUUCUUUAAAUAUAUAUACAUAUACAAAAUUUAUUAUCUGGGGAGUGAACGAUAUUUGCAGUGCAAAGCUUAACUAUAUUUAUUCCAUUAUUAAAUAUUCUUAUUUUCUGCUUA
Bombina bombina (fire-bellied toad) is the source of this 1740-nucleotide messenger RNA. It is a transcript of the gene RNFT1, whose product is annotated as ring finger protein, transmembrane 1. Gene Ontology annotation, cellular component: endoplasmic reticulum. The record is from RefSeq and is a predicted model, not a curated record. Gene Ontology annotation, molecular function: ubiquitin protein ligase activity. NCBI's taxonomy places the organism in Eukaryota, Metazoa, Chordata, Amphibia, Anura, Bombinatoridae. The transcript is spliced from 9 exons. Gene Ontology annotation, biological process: positive regulation of ERAD pathway. The coding region runs from base 187 to 1443 and encodes 418 amino acids.